Molecule: messenger RNA, 411 nt
Organism: Auxenochlorella protothecoides
Lineage: Eukaryota; Viridiplantae; Chlorophyta; Trebouxiophyceae; Chlorellales; Chlorellaceae
Exons: 1
Coding region: 1-411 (136 amino acids)
Source: RefSeq, a predicted model, not a curated record
AUGCACCCAAACCCUCCCAGGAGGAGGACAGCCCCUCGCCCACCCCAUAACCCCAAACGCACCGAGGAGGGCUGCGGAGAUGCUGCCUGUGGUCACCGCCAUGUUCAUCCAAUGCAGAAACGUACGCUCAUUGGCUGUGAGGGUGUUGGGUUAAGAGGCCUGUCAGGACACGGCAGGGACGCUGGCCACGCCAGCCUCCACUUCCCGGCUCGCACACCGACCGAAACCCCAAUCAGGCUCCUCACCGAAGAAGGCCUUGGCCUCCGUGCGACGCAGUGCCGGUUGGGCAGACAUGGCGCCGAGUUUGCUCAAGCCCUUUUGGAUCUUCCCGGAUGCAGCCACCAAGUCAGGGAGAAGCAACCGUCCAAGGCCCCUGGCAGGACAGGGUUGGAGUGGCGCGACGGACUUUGA